AUGCUGACAGUAUUUUCUACGUUGUCUUUAUGGAGAGUUGGUGCGACAUUGGGUUCGACUGGGAUUUUACUUGGAACUUACGGAAGCCAUGGUUUAAAGAAAGUCGAUCCUGCAUUGCUAAAGAAUUGGCAAACAGCCGUGAACUACCAAUUCAUUCAUGCUCUCGCCAUUCUCUACCUUUCUAACGCGCGUCACCCGAUCACUGAUCGACCUCCAUUACUUGCUGGAACUUUGAUGACCGUCGGGACUACAAUGUUCUCAGGAACCUUAUAUCUGAAGGUCUUGUCAGAUAAAGCGAGGGCUUCUCGAAUUUUGGCCCCGGUUGCGCCGUUAGGCGGUUUAUUGAUGUGUGCGGGAUGGGCUUUUCUAUGGUUUUGA
Molecule: messenger RNA, 378 nt
Organism: Ambispora gerdemannii
Lineage: Eukaryota; Fungi; Glomeromycota; Glomeromycetes; Archaeosporales; Ambisporaceae
Source: the annotation of a GenBank genome assembly